Messenger RNA from Dipodomys ordii (Ord's kangaroo rat), 2030 nucleotides. RefSeq names its product ankyrin repeat domain 13 family, member D (gene Ankrd13d). Lineage: Eukaryota; Metazoa; Chordata; Mammalia; Rodentia; Heteromyidae. Bases 65 to 1921 code for a protein of 618 amino acids. The transcript is spliced from 15 exons. Gene Ontology annotation, molecular function: protein binding. The record is from RefSeq and is a predicted model, not a curated record. Gene Ontology annotation, cellular component: cytoplasm.
AGAGGAGCUGGGCCGCCCCUGCCGCGCCCACCAGCCCGCCCGGGAUGCGGCACUGAGGCCCAGCAUGGCCGGCCCGGGCCCCACCUUCCGGCUGCACCGGCUCGUCUGGGCGAACCGGCACCGCGAACUGGAGGCCGCGCUGCACAGCGGUCAGCACGACUUAGAACAGGAGGAUCCCCGGGGGCGCACUCCUCUGGAGCUGGCUGUAUCUCUGGGAAAUCUGGAAUCUGUCAGAGUCCUCCUUCGACAUAAUGCCAAUGUGGGCAGAGAGAGCCGCCAGGGCUGGGCAGUCCUGCAAGAGGCAGUCAGCACCGGAGACCCGGAGAUGGUACAGUUGGUGCUCCAGUAUCGGGACUUCCAGAGGGCUACACAGAGGCUGGCUGGCAUUCCCGAAUUGCUCAACAAACUCCGCCAGGCCCCUGAUUUCUACGUGGAGAUGAAGUGGGAGUUCACCAGCUGGGGACUCCCUGCAGUGCCACUUGUGUCCAAAAUGUGCCCAAGUGAUGUGUACCGCGUGUGGAAGCGGGGUGAGAGCCUGCGGGUGGACACGAGUCUCCUGGGUUUUGAGCACAUGACCUGGCAGCGUGGCCGGAGGAGCUUCAUCUUCAAGGGCCAGGAGGAAGGAGCCCUGGUGAUGGAAGUGGACCAUGACCGACAGGUGGUGCACACAGAGACCUUAGGGAUGGCUCUGCAUGAGCCUGAAACACUGCUGGCCGCCAUGCGGCCCAGCGAGGAGCAUGUCGCCAGUCGCCUCACCUCCCCUAUCGUCUCCACCCACCUGGAUACGCGCAAUGUGGCCUUUGAGAGGAACAAGUGUGGCAUCUGGGGAUGGCGGUCUGAGAAGAUGGAGACUGUUAGCGGCUACGAAGCCAAGGUGUACAGUGCCACCAACGUGGAGCUGGUGACACGCACACGCACAGAACACCUCUCUGAUCAGGACAAGUCGAGGACCAAAGGAGGGAAGACUCCAUUCCAGUCCUUCCUGGGGAUGGCCCAGCAGCAUUCCUCCUACAGUGGGGCUCCUGUGCAGCAAGCAGCCAGCCCCACCAACCCCACAGCCAUUUCCCCAGAAGAAUACUUCGACCCCAGCUUCAGCCUGGAGUCAAGAAACAUUGGCCGCCCCAUUGAGAUGUCCAGCAAAGUACAGAGGUUCAAGGCAACACUGUGGCUGAGCGAGGAGCACCCGCUUUCUCUGGGUGACCAGGUGACACCUAUCAUUGACCUGAUGGCCAUCAGCAAUGCUCACUUUGCUAAGCUGCGGGACUUCAUCACCCUGCGCCUCCCGCCAGGCUUCCCUGUCAAGAUUGAGAUUCCCCUCUUCCACGUGCUCAAUGCCCGCAUCACCUUCAGCAACCUGUGCGGCUGUGAUGAGCCUCUGAGCUCAGUGAGGGUGCUGGCCUCCAGCUCUGCAGCCUCCAGCUCUGCGGCCUCCAGUACUGCGGCAGCUGUUUCAGGGAGCCCUUUCCCAUGUGAGGUGGACCCCACUGUGUUUGAAGUACCCGAGGGGUACAGUGUGCUGGGUGCAGAGCGCAGCGAGCCCCUUCGGGAUGAAGAUGACGACCUGCUGCAGUUUGCCAUCCAGCAGAGCCUGCUGGAGGCGGGCACAGAGGCAGAGCAGGUGACUGUGUGGGAAGCCCUGACCAACACGAGGCCUGGCACUCACCCUCCUCAAGCCACAGUAUAUGAGGAGCAGCUUCAGCUGGAGCGAGCUCUCCAGGAAAGCCUGCAGCUGUCCACAGAGUCCAGGGGCCCAGGAUCCCCUCAGAACAUGCCCCCGUCCCAUGCCCCCCCAAGCUUUGAGGAGCAGCUUCGCCUGGCUCUGGAAUUGUCUUCGAGGGAGCAGGAGGAGCGGGAGCGGCGGGGUCAGCAGGAGGAAGAGGACUUGCAGCGCAUUCUGCAGCUGUCACUCACGGAGCACUGAGUCUGGGGCCACUCCCUCCACUGGCUUUUGUAAUUUAUUUAUUUAUAAACUGUCUGCUGCUGAGCCUGGAGUCCUGGGGGUGGGCUGGAACCGAGAUGGAAAUAAAGAG